AUGAACUAUGACUAUACCGGUGCAAGAGUCCCUGGCGCGAGGAGAGAGAAGUUGAAAGGAUAUUUGAAAGCUGCCAACGAGCUGAGACAGUCCUACCAGGACACUUUUCAACAGAAGCUCCAAGCCGAGAAUGGCGAGGCAGGCAAUUUCCAAGAUGUCGAAAUUGUACGGCGUGGAGAUGAGGAGAUGGUCCUUUUCCCUAGCUACGCCCGCAGGCACGUCAGACGAAUGAACUCCGAGGCGGAAAGGAGCCAACCAGGCUCUUACAGCGAUCCUGCAGCUCCUGUAAGCAGUGGUGACGCAGACUACUGGAAGCGCGAGUGGGAGAGGUAUGAGGAUGCCAACGCAAUAGUUGAUGUGGAUGUUCGAGGCUGGAUAUUUGCUCCUCAGAAAGGGCCCAUGUCACGGAGGAAUAGGCUUAUCAUCGCAGUCGCCCGCAGGCUCAGCGGCAUCCCUGCCCCAAGUCCAGUGUCAAGCAGAUCUAAUAGUCCUCACCCAUCGGACGCUACAACGAAGAAUGAGGAAGCAGCCGCGGCUCUCGAAGCAGAGAACCUUGCUCAACGGGGACAAAAAGAGGCCGAUGCUGCAUGGAGAGGGAGUUACAGCACUCAGUAUCGUGACAGCCCGAGUAGCAGCAGAUCGAGCUCCCCUACUCGAUCCACUCGUGGCAGGGCGGCCAACCUUCCUACGUUUGAUGCAGACGGCGAGGUCAACAAGCGGGCAUCAUGGAACAGUCAGUCUUUCAUGAACAGGGAAGAACUUCUCAAAGCCAACGAUCUGUUGAUGACGAGGCUGAGGCCCUUCCUCACGUCGCCUUUAGCAAAUACAACCAUCACGGUUUUCUUUUUCAACGAUCGGAAGUCCUCCUCGAAAUCUGUCACGACGAAUGAUUCCGGGCAUUUCAAUGUCCGAGCAGCUCUGGACUUCGUCCCCACGCAAGUGCGAGUCCUGGCCUCGGAAGACCUCUCCGCCACGGAAGAUGUGAUCAUUACCGAGUCCAACGGCGUCAGCCUCAUAAGCGAUGUGGAUGACACUAUCAAACACUCUGCAAUAGCUGGUGGUGUCAAGGAGAUCUUCAAGAACACAUUCGUGCGAGAACUGGGAGAGCUGACAAUCAAAGGAGUCCGAGAAUGGUACAGCAAAAUGGCUUCGUUAGGCGUGCAAAUGCACUACGUUUCGAAUUCGCCGUGGCAGCUGUACCCGUUGCUGAAGAGCUACUUUUCGCUGGCGGGCUUACCACCAGGCUCAUUCCACCUGAAAGAGUACUCCGGCAUGCUGCAAGGUAUAUUCGAGCCGGCCGCCGAACGGAAACGAGGAUCUCUCGAUCGGAUCAUGAAUGAUUUUCCAGAUAGGAAAUUUGUUCUCGUGGGUGACAGCGGCGAAGCGGAUUUGGAGGUCUAUACCGAUGUAGUCCUCGCGCACCCCGGACGGGUACUGGGUGUGUUCAUUCGGGAUGUCACCACGCCGAUGCAGAAAGGCUUCUUUGACCAGUCGGCUAUUCCUUUACCGGAGUCAAUAUCUGGUCAGCACGGUGAGCAAUCAGAUGCCGUCGUGGAUAGGCCAACGCUGCCAAUGCGACCUAGUGUGCAGGAUGCGAACAGAUCUUCAGCACAGGGGGAUCUCAUAGACUUUUCGGAUGAGCCGGACACGCAUUCUUUGCAUGAGGCAAAGUCAACAUCCUAUGCGGACGACCUGCGCCGGCUGGAGUCUUCAAAGACGACCGCUAGCAAUGGACAGCCCCCAGCGCGUCCUGCGAAGCCAUCAAAUCUUCGCAACUUCUCCAAUCAGUCACCAACACCAGAAGCCGGAAUGGAGAAGAGGCAACAGCAGUCAGACAUGGGAGAGGCCAAGAAGGUGCCACCUCCGCCAAAACCUCGAAGGUCAUCGAAGUCAGUUACUACGCCAGAUUUCACACCUGGAAAUGCACAGCGACCACAGCCCGAACGGUACUACAGUUCUCCAAGAGUUGGACACACUGAUGACCUUCCGAGACCACCACCCAUAGGACGAACACCAACCAACCUGAGUAUGAGGUCAGCCAACUCCACUAAUUCAGCCUAUUCUGCUCAGUCUGGCUACGGAGAAGAAGGCUAUGUUGCAGCGGCGCAACGCAAAUUCAACACAGCAUACAAUGCGCUCCCCAAUAUUCGGUCUCAAUCACGCGAACGAGGGGAGGGUGCACCGCCUGUACCCCCUCGACGAGGCAUCACAGGAGUCCCAUCAGCGGCUGCUCGAUGGGCCACCGGCGCAACUGGCGGCGAUCCUCAGGCCGGCGGGGAUGGUGGUGCACCAGGCGCUCCGUAUGAUAAGAAGGAGGAAAUGUGGAAGCGCCGCUGGGCUCGUGCCGAAGACAUCAUGCAGCGGCAACGGGUUGUACUCCGAACAUGGCGCGUAGGAACUGACGUGAUGGAAGAAUGCGUCCGACUUGUGGAGAGGGAAUUUCGUGAGCAGCGCUCUCGCUCUCGCUCGGACCGGAAAACUAGUAAUUCAGGGUCUAGCUCCACCACGCGGUGA
This is a messenger RNA of Cyphellophora europaea CBS 101466, 2514 nucleotides long. RefSeq lists its product as uncharacterized. Bases 1 to 2514 code for a protein of 837 amino acids. The record is from RefSeq and is a predicted model, not a curated record. Gene Ontology annotation, molecular function: phosphatidate phosphatase activity. Gene Ontology annotation, cellular component: actin cortical patch. Lineage: Eukaryota; Fungi; Ascomycota; Eurotiomycetes; Chaetothyriales; Cyphellophoraceae. The transcript has a single exon.